This is a messenger RNA of Pipistrellus nathusii (Nathusius's pipistrelle), 310 nucleotides long. Lineage: Eukaryota; Metazoa; Chordata; Mammalia; Chiroptera; Vespertilionidae. The record is from the annotation of a GenBank genome assembly.
AUGAGAACCCUUGCUCUUCUCGCUGCCCUUCUCCUCUUGGCUCUCCAGGCCCAGGCUCAGACCCUCCAAGAGACAGCUGACCAGGUUCCUGCUCAGGAACAGCUUUGGGCUGAGGAUCAGGAUCAGGCUGGGGACAAUGACCAGGAUGUGGCCAUCUCCUUCACAGGAGAGGAACGCCUCACUCGAGCUGCAGAACCUGGGACAGGAACCUAUUGCUAUCGCACACUCAAAAAAUACUGCAAUUUCCCUGAAAAAAAAAUCUGGGUCUUGCAAGUUGUAUGGCCGUCGAUGCAAGUUUUGCUGUCGCUAG